Molecule: messenger RNA, 1608 nt
Organism: Hyposmocoma kahamanoa
Lineage: Eukaryota; Metazoa; Arthropoda; Insecta; Lepidoptera; Cosmopterigidae
Product: alpha-amylase 1-like
Exons: 8
Coding region: 1-1506 (501 amino acids)
Biological process (GO): carbohydrate metabolic process
Molecular function (GO): cation binding; alpha-amylase activity
Source: RefSeq, a predicted model, not a curated record
AUGCUUCGACUCAUCCUCCUCCUAAUGGCGGUGGCCUUGGCCGUGGCGUAUCGCAACCCUCACUACGCGGCAGGCCGUUCCACCAUGGUCCAUCUCUUUGAAUGGAAGUGGGUCGACAUCGCAGCUGAGUGCGAACGCUUCUUGGGUUUUAAUGGAUUUGGUGGUGUUCUGAUAUCUCCACCUAAUGAAAACUUAGUGAUUCGUUCUCGCAAUCGACCCUGGUUCGAGCGCUACGAGGCGAUUUCAUACCGACUGAUUACCCGCUCAGGUAAUGAGGACCAAUUUACCAGCAUGGUCCGACGCUGCAACAACGUCGGUGUCAGGAUCUACGUUGACACAGUGAUCAAUCACAUGACUCAAACGUGGGGUCCGACAGAGACUUUUGGUACUGGUGGUGGCACUGUUCAUGAAAACACCUGGCUCUACCCCAGUGUCCCGUACCGACGUGAACAUUUCAACUUUCCUUGUGUUAUUCAACCCAGCGACUAUGACUGUUGUCCAGAGAGAGUGCGCACCUGCCAGUUAAACAAUAAGAGAGAUUUGAAUCAAAGUAGUGCACAUGUACGUUUUGAAAUCGUUGGGUAUAUGAACCGCCUGAUCAACCUUGGCGUUGCUGGCUUCAGAAUUUAUUCCGCCAAACACAUGUGGCCCCAUGACCUACGGUACAUCUACGACAAUCUCCAUGAUCUCAACACUGAAUAUGGCUUCCCCGCUGGCGCUCGUCCUUAUAUUUACCAGGAAGUAAUUGACAAUGGAAAUGAAGCUGUAUCUCGGAAUGAAUACACUCCUCUUGCUCCUGUCGCUGAGUUCACGUUUGGUAUGGAGCUCAGCAGAGCCUUCCUAGGUAGAACCCAAUUGAGGUGGUUACGCAACUGGGGGCCGCAAUGGAAUCUUCUUCCUUCCGAUAUUGCUCAUGUUUUCAUAGACAAUCAUGAAAACCAGAGAGGCUACGGUACUGGUGGUGACAUCCUUACCUACAAACAGGCUAGGCAGUAUAGGGCAGCUACGGCAUUUAUGUUGGCUCAUCCUUACGGUCAAGUCCAGGUAAUGAGUAGCUACGCGUUCAACGACACUGAAGCUGGACCCCCGCAGAACAGCAAUAACUACAUCAUUUCCCCUUCAAUUAACCCUGAUAACAGUUGUGGUAACGGCUGGGUGUGCGAACACCGCUGGCCGCAGAUCUUCCCAAUGGUUGCCUUCAGGAACGUCGCCGCUAAUCAAGGCGUUGAUAACUGGUGGGACAACGGCAGCAAUCAAAUCGCUUUCAGCCGAGGUCAUUUUGCUUUCAUCGCUUUCAAUAACGAUGGAUGGAAUCUUAACCAGACUCUCCAAACUGGUCUCUUCCCUGGUAGAUACUGUGAUGUAAUCUCGGGGUCGAGAAGUGGAAAUUCAUGCACAGGCAAGACCAUCAUCGUGGGCAACGAUGGCCGAGCUCACAUCUCAAUAGCUGAUGAUGAGUUAGACAUGAUGCUUGCUAUACAUAGAGGACCACAAUCUAUACAUUAAAUGAAGAUGCUUUAGAUACCUGAAGUAAAGAUUAAUCUUUCAUGAUUGAGAUGGCAAAAUAAACACUGCAAAACCAAAAUAACUAUAAUAAACGUCUGUAGC